AUGCGGACUAUUUAUGAAGAAUAUAAUAAGACACAGCUAGGCCCAACAAAAGGACUCGCUCUAGUCCGUCACGAUUCCCUAAAACGCGUCCAGGAAAAAUACAGGACUAACUCCCUGCCCUCUAUCUGCAAAUACGCAAGUCUUAUCACAAAAUUUGCGCCCCUCCCAAACUCAUGCUCGAUCUCGCCCGGCUCGCACAUUGCCCAGCCGAUUCUAGUUUUUCCAGACUCAGCAGAACGCGUUACAAGCAGGACCGACGUUCCGCCCACUGCGGCGGUCAAGCCGCAACACCGCCCGGUCGAGAGCCUGGCUGCCCAGCUGCAGAGACAAAAUAUCGCCGCGGAGGGAGCCACAGGAUAUAAACAGUUCAAAAACGAGUUCCAGAAUAUUGACCUCAAUGAUACCAGAUCUCCAAUUCCAGAGCCCUCACAGUUCAAGCAAGUCCGUCGCCAGGAAUUUGCAUCAAAGAAGGCUUUGUUCGAGGCUGUUCCAUCCAACUCAUCCUCCCAAAAAGUCCGGGAGUCGCUCCCUGGCCCAGGUCACAUUCGCGCAACCCGCGAAGCACUCUUCAAUUCCGCCGCUCAACCCUCUCAAUCUUCAGCCAGGCCCACUUCUGCCGAGCGAUUUCGCCGAGAUAUGCGCCUCGCUGCUGUUGAGGGCGCUGCUUUUCCCGAUCCGCCUGUUUCUACCGUUCCAAAAGCCACCCAUAUCGCUUCCAAACCUGCCCCGAGUUAUCAAUACCAACAAGCUGCAAAGGCAACUUCUCCGAUUCGAAGCCAAAGUGAAGUCGUUACACCUCUUCCUGGUCGAUUUGCCGCACCUCCUCCUCCACCAAUGACUCAGCAUGAACCAGUCAGGACACAAUCUGCGCCAGAGCAAGAUAUUUAUACAGAAAAUACGAUUUGCAUGAACAUGAAACCCGGCUCGAGCAGAGGCUUCGGCUUCCAAGUCCGGGGUGGUGGAGGUCCUGGAUCACCAAUUGUUGUUGACAGCAUCAAACCAGGUGGAGCAGCGCAUAUGUGCGAGCUUUCUGUAGGAGAUGAAGUAUUGCAAAUGAAUGGAAUGACUGUUGGAAAACUAAGUCAGGAUCAAAUUAUCGAACUGAUGGUGGAAGCAGUAAGAACUGGCUUGCUAAGAUUGCGCGUGAGGAGGAUCAACCAGCCGGCGCGAAAAAAAAAAGAUCCAGCACCAUCAAUGAGCCUUUCUUCCGGCGCAAAAAUGGUAGCAACAGAAGGCGGUUUCUAUCAGAUCAUGGCGGACAUCCCAAGAAAGAACUCCCUUCGUCCCCAGCCAACGCCAAGUCCAGCAGGCACACUUGAUUCUGGACACGAGUCUGCCAGAUCAAGUCCAACUCACAGUCCUAGAGGCAGAAUGCCCGGCGAGGAGGAAAGAUGGGCGCAAGAUUUGAACGAGUUUGAAAGUCUGGAAAGAAGUCCGCUUGGAGGAAACGGCUUUCCUGAGGGAAGGUCGUGGAAGAAUCCGUCCACCGCUCGAUCAAGGGAGGAUGAUGAUUUGGCAAGCGUUCUAGCGAUAGAACAAGAAGAGCUUGAACGAGAAAUCGAAGACCAAAUCAAGGAAGACAGCAACACUGGAUGCUGGAAGAAGCCGACAAACGAUUACGUCAUCAAUAUUAUGUGA
This is a messenger RNA of Oikopleura dioica, 1638 nucleotides long. The record is from the annotation of a GenBank genome assembly. Lineage: Eukaryota; Metazoa; Chordata; Appendicularia; Copelata; Oikopleuridae.